Drosophila serrata is the source of this 425-nucleotide messenger RNA. RefSeq lists its product as uncharacterized. Lineage: Eukaryota; Metazoa; Arthropoda; Insecta; Diptera; Drosophilidae. The record is from RefSeq and is a predicted model, not a curated record.
UUGGCCGGUAGUCGGUUCAGUAUCAUCGCCACGUUACCAUCAUGCGCAACGUAUCCGCUGUCGUCGCCGCCGCCUUCCUGCUGCUGUUCAUCGUGACACUCCUGCUUCCGACUGCCGAUGCUGCCAGCGAACCCGUGUGCACCUAUCGCAACUCGGAGGAUGAGACCAUAUUCCUCAAGUAUCUGCCGCUCCUGAAGCGUGGCGAGGACUAUGUGGACUUUGGCAAGGAGGGCAAGUGCCUGAAGCGGGCCAUCUGCACGGACACCUUCAAGACCAUUGUGGAGAGCUGCGCCCAGCACAAGAUCACCUGUGCCAACAAGGAUCGCUUUACUGGAGUCUUUCCCGGCUGCUGCCUCAAGUGUCCUUAAAUUCAAUAUUGUCCAGGUUUAAUUCUUCAAAUAAAGGUAAUAAAUUACUCAAUCCGA